AUAAAUACUUGUUACGUUGCGAGCGCAGACUUGCGCAAAAUUGAUGUCGUGAUUACAUACGUUUAGUUUUGAAACUUGGCGCUAUUUGCCGUGCACAGAAAAAGAUCUGCGCUUAUCCUGCUAAGCAGAUAUACAGCUGUAUUACCAGAUAAUACAGAUCUGAAGACAGAACAUGGAAGGAGCAAGUGCUUUCAAGACCCCUUGUAAACAAAGCGGAGUGAGGACUCCCAUUAGGACACCGAUAGCCAUCCCCGCGUCUCCUUUUAUGCAAAAACUUGGAUGUGGAACUGGAGUGAACGUGUAUCUAAUGAAAAGAGUUGGCAAACAGACUCACUCCCCUUGGGCCAUCAAGAAGAUCAAUAGCAGGUGUGCUAAAACAAAUCUGGAUAUUUAUCAGAAACGGCUUUCAGAGGAAGCAAAGAUUUUAAAGGGCCUGCACCACCCAAACAUUGUUGGAUUCAGAGCUUUUACCACUGCUAAGGAUGGCUCCAAGUGUCUGGCCAUGGAGUAUGGAGGAGAGCAAUCUCUGAACGAUCUGAUCGAGAAGAGAAAUGAGGAAGCGGGAGGUGCAUUCCCGGCCAAGACCAUUGAGAAGGUGGCCCUUCAUGUGGCGCUUGGGCUCCAGUAUCUUCACAAUGAGAAAAAGCUUCUACAUGGGGAUAUGAAAUCAUGCAAUGUUGUCAUCAAAGGAGACUUUGAAGCCAUCAAAAUCUGCGACGUGGGUGUCUCCCUGCAUCUGGACGAGAACAUGAAAGUCAGUGACCCCGGUGUGACCUAUGUUGGAACUGAGCCCUGGAAACCCAAAGAGGCCCUGGAAGAGGAUGGGAUCAUCACAGACAAAGCGGACAUCUUCGCUUAUGGGCUGACCCUGUGGGAGAUGAUGACCCUUUCCGUUCCUCACUUGGAGAUGCUGGAGAGUGAGGAUGAUGAUGACGACUCUUUUGACGAGGCGGACUUUGACGAGGAUUUGUAUUAUGAAAGCUUGGGAACGCGGCCGGCCCUGGACACAGAAAGCCUGGGGCCUUCCUAUCAGAGGAUGGUGGAGCUCUUCUGCCUGUGCACCAACGAAGACCCCCGCAAGCGGCCCUCCGCCGCACAGAUCGUCCAAGUGCUCCAGUCUUACCAGAAGGUGGACGACAAGAACAAUGACGUCAUCAUUAUUGAUUAAAAGAUGAUUACAGAACUGUAUACUCAGAAAGCAACUUUACAUCUUUGUAGCCUUUAGUGUUAUUUUUGUCAUUUCUUUGUCCGUCUCUUUGAAAUAAAAUAACCUUAUUUACAUUA
Messenger RNA from Conger conger (European conger), 1284 nucleotides. It is a transcript of the gene pbk, whose product is annotated as PDZ binding kinase. Gene Ontology annotation, molecular function: protein serine/threonine kinase activity; ATP binding. The coding region runs from base 173 to 1168 and encodes 331 amino acids. The record is from RefSeq and is a predicted model, not a curated record. Lineage: Eukaryota; Metazoa; Chordata; Actinopteri; Anguilliformes; Congridae. The transcript is spliced from 8 exons. Gene Ontology annotation, biological process: protein phosphorylation.